AUGACUAUCAAGUGUGACGCAGGGAAGACAAUAAAAAUCACAUCGGCUUUAUAUGGUCGUAAAUCGAGGUUCGUGUGCUUACAUUUCAAAAUGUGGAAUGUAAAGUGUGAAUCCAAGUCUUCCAUGGUGAAGGUGAGAGAAGCGUGCGAUGGAAGGGAUACGUGCGUCCUCGCGGCCUCUAACUCAGUUUUCGGAGAUCCCUGUAGGGGAACAUACAAAUAUCUGACAGUCCAAUAUACAUGCAUUAACACUGAGGUGAAGAUUCGUACAGAAGUGCAGUGUGAAGGGAAGACGAUGACAAUCAAGUGUGACGCAGGGAAGACAAUAAAAAUCACAUCGGCUUUAUAUGGUCGUAAAUCGAGGUUCGUGUGCUUACAUUUCAAAAUGUGGAAUGUAAAGUGUGAAUCCAAGUCUUCCAUGGUGAAGGUGAGAGAAGCGUGCGAUGGAAGGGAUACGUGUGUCCUCGCGGCCUCUAACUCAGUUUUCGGAGAUCCCUGUAGGGGAACAUACAAAUAUCUGACAGUCCAAUAUACAUGCAUUAACACUGAAUGA
Ylistrum balloti is the source of this 552-nucleotide messenger RNA. Its product is annotated as L-rhamnose-binding lectin CSL3-like. The transcript has 3 exons. The coding region runs from base 1 to 552 and encodes 183 amino acids. Gene Ontology annotation, molecular function: carbohydrate binding. NCBI's taxonomy places the organism in Eukaryota, Metazoa, Mollusca, Bivalvia, Pectinida, Pectinidae. The record is from RefSeq and is a predicted model, not a curated record.